Messenger RNA from Xyrauchen texanus (razorback sucker), 1727 nucleotides. RefSeq names its product paired box protein Pax-3-like. The record is from RefSeq and is a predicted model, not a curated record. Bases 264 to 1727 code for a protein of 487 amino acids. The transcript has 9 exons. NCBI's taxonomy places the organism in Eukaryota, Metazoa, Chordata, Actinopteri, Cypriniformes, Catostomidae. Gene Ontology annotation, molecular function: DNA-binding transcription factor activity, RNA polymerase II-specific; RNA polymerase II cis-regulatory region sequence-specific DNA binding. Gene Ontology annotation, biological process: anatomical structure development; regulation of transcription by RNA polymerase II.
UGUCAACAACAUCGGAAAGCACCUCUGAGAGUUUUAUCUCCUCAAACUGAUUUGAGAAAGCAUGACCACACAUCUGGAUAUCCAAGAGUGAAUAACUUCAGAGGAUUGGCGGCAACGUUUUGACGUUUGAAGUUGACUUUUCGUUGUAUCGCGUGGCAUCAGCUGAAGAUCUGAUACUUUACUGAUUCAUCGGUUGCUUCUCGUUAGGGUCUUUGGACAAGUGCUCCGUGCAACCGUUUCUUGCGUGCAGAGAGCCCGGAGAUAUGACCGCCUUUGCGGGGGGCAUUUCCAGGAUGAUGCACCCCACGCCACCCCAAAACUAUCCGAGAGCAGGCUACUCCUUGGAGGUCUCCACGCCUUUAGGCCAGGGUCGCGUGAACCAGCUCGGUGGAGUCUUCAUUAACGGACGGCCUCUGCCCAAUCACAUCCGCCACAAGAUAGUAGAGAUGGCCCAUCACGGAAUUCGACCGUGUGUCAUCUCCCGACAGCUGCGUGUUUCGCACGGAUGCGUGUCCAAAAUUUUAUGCAGGUACCAGGAGACCGGAUCCAUUCGGCCCGGCGCUAUUGGCGGCAGCAAACCCAAGCAGAGCACAACUCCCGAUGUGGAAAAGAAAAUCGAAGAAUACAAAAGGGAGAAUCCAGGGAUGUUCAGCUGGGAGAUCCGGGAUAAACUGCUGAAAGACGGAAUCUGCGACCGAAAUAACGUGCCCACAGUAAGUUCCAUCAGCCGCAUGUUGCGCUGUAAAUUUGGUGGAAAUGGAGAUGAAGAUGAAGAUGAUGAUGAAGUCGAAAAAAGGGAGAUCGAGGAAAACGAAAGAAGAGCCAAACACAGCAUCGAUGGGAUUCUCGGCGACAGAUCAAGCCAUUCAGACGAGGGCUCUGAUGUGGACUCAGAACCGGGUUUGCCACUUAAGAGGAAACAGCGGCGCAGUCGGACCACAUUCACAGCCGAGCAGCUGGAAGAGUUGGAGAGAGCAUUUGAACGCACACACUACCCUGAUAUAUACACAAGAGAAGAGCUCGCUCAGAGAGCUAAACUCACUGAGGCACGAGUACAGGUGUGGUUCAGUAAUAGAAGAGCUCGUUGGAGAAAGCAGGCAGGAGCCAAUCAGCUGAUGGCAUUUAAUCAUCUGAUACCUGGUGGUUUCCCGCCAUCCGCGAUGUCGAGUCUUCAACCCUAUCAGCUGGCAGACAGCCCAUACCCUCCCUCCUCGAUAUCACAAGUUUCUGAGCAGCCUAGCACAGUGCACCGACCUCAGCCUCUUCCCCCCACCUCGGUGCAUCAGACUGGGCUUGGCAGUGGACCGGGGGCCCAGGAGGGAAGUUCGGCCUACUGCCUCUCCUCAGGACGUCAUGGUUUCUCUGGAUACUCAGACGGCUAUGUAGCCACAUCAGGCCACGCAAACUCAGUUAACCCCAACAUCAGCAACGGCCUCCCAUCACAGGUUAUGGGUCUGUUGAAUCCAGGUGGAGUGCCACACCAGCCGCAGAGUGAUUUUGCUCUCUCUCCGUUGACGGGUGGUUUGGAGCCCAGCACUGGCAUGGCUCCCAGCUGCCACUCCUCUCAGAGACUGGAGGCUCUGUCAGGCCUUCCCAGCAUGCCAGCUCUGCCGAGCUCCCAGUCCUACUGCCCCUCCAGCUACAGUUCACCUGGGUACAGCAUGGACCACGUGGCAUCUUAUCAAUACAGCCAAUAUGGGCAGAGCAAGGUGCCUUUCAUUAUCUGA